AUGGCUCCGAGGCUUUUCGCGUUCUUGUCGUUGCUGACGGUUCUUACAGUUUACGCAGACCGGCCACAGUCCAACAUCGACCAGAUUUCCUACGCCCGUCAAUGUCCGCGUACGCCGAUUUUCUUGUUUAUAAAUGAUCCACGAAGUUCUGGCCGUUGAACAGGAAAAAGUUCGAUCGCACUGCAAAUUAAGAUAAUUGAAUUCUUUGGGGGUUAAAUGAUCACAAUAAAUAGAAGCGUAAAAUUCUGUGCGCUUUGCAUAAAUCGCCUUGAGCUCCAGAGACUUUGCAUUCAAGCAAAAAUAAGAAAUUUAUGAAUUUUUUUCCCAAUAUCUCGUGACCUUUAUAAAAACACUAAAAAACAAAUGAAACAAAUCGUUCCAUUUUUUGCAAUUGAUUGUUUUUUACGGCGUUAACGAAGCAUAGAAGAAAAAACUAUUUAAAUUACCCAUUUCAGGCGACUGGGAGUUCGAAUGCAGGAACGGCGAAUGCAUCGCUUACUACGACGUUUGUGACGGGAUCCCCCAAUGCAGCGACGGCUCCGACGAAAUCAACUGCGAGCAGAUCAGGUCCGUGAAUACCUUCUCUUGGUCAGCAAGCAAGUCUCAGACAGUGCUACGUCGGUCGGUCAUUAUUGCGCUGUCAGUUUCGGAGCCCGGAAAUUUUUCCGUGUUUUUUUUUUGCUACUGUUACGGACCUGUGUCUCGAAGUUUCACAAAAAGUACAAAAGCUUUCAUUUUAUUUUUGGGAAACCUAUACGAAUUACCGUAAUACGGCUGGCCACCUCAAACAGGCGUGUCAAAAAAUCAAAAGAGGUCCGAAUGGUUUUUUGGCGAAUCAACAUCUCUCAAGGCUUUUUUGUUGAUCCAGAUCUGAUUUACCUAGGCGUAUAAAGAUGACUUUUAGCUGGAGAUAUUUAUCGUUUUUGAAAUUGACAGGGUUAGCGAAGCAGUGUACGGAGAGAGGGAGAUUUCCAUUUUUAGUAUUUUUUUUUACUUGGGCGUCGAAAAGAUUUAGUGUGCUCAGAAUAUGGUUUGCAAGCUUCCAAUCGCAGUUUUUUCCGCUCUGGAUUCAUCAAAAAAAAAUUUGUAAGUGCCUUUAUUACGAAAAUAUACCGUUUAAUGUACUUUCGAAACUUUUUGAGUCUAAUUUCUUUAUAAUUGUUCGCAAAAAUUUAAAAAGAAAACGAAGUAGAUAGUAAAUUUUUUUGUCACUUAACUUUUAGAGUUUAAAUUUUUGGGCCUGAUAAGCUUUUUUUAAAGUUUGUUUUUUUAUGAAUCUUAAUUAUUUUUAGUGAUGACAUAACUUGGUCUCUUCUGCGAUAAACUCCAUAUAUUUCAGAAAAUGAAAGUUUUUGUAAGCUUUUUUACGCCGUUUGGUUUUAAUCGAGUUAUAACGCCUCAAAAUUUGACGGCUAUCAUUUUUUAUCUAAAGAGGGCUUUUUUCUAGCUGAAGAAAUUGAGACCUUUUCACCUUUCUUGGUAUCCGGGUUCUUCGAAAUUCGCAUCAACCAUUUUUAGCGAAAUUCCAGAACUUCCAUUUUUUCACAUUUCUUGUUAUGAUUAGUCGAAUAUGCUCAUUAACCUAGACAACUUUUCAAGGCAGAAAAUUUUUGAGGAGAUUCGACCCCCCAAGAGACUCAAAAGAUGAGAUGUUUCCGUUGCGGUUCUGAAAUAACGUAUUGUUUGACUUUUUUACGACAAUAUUUCGAGAAUUAUUAUCGGUUGUGUCACUAUCUCUAAUCGAUAAAACGCUAAGCAAACGUUUUCGAAACCCUGGAAAACCUAAGAAGAAGAGAGCAAUGAGCGAACAAGAACUAUUCAAAAUUAUUCAAGCCGAAAUCGAAGGGUGAGUUUUCUCUUACCUCUCUUAAUUUUCCAUGCUUCAUCGUUUUCCGUUUUCUUUCAUGACAGUGUGUAGUUGAAUUACUUUUAUAGAUAAAUUAUCCACUUUCAAAAAAAAAAAAACAAAAGUCAAAACAACUUUCGCCCGUUAUGGACUGUACUGGCUGGUAUUGGGUGUAGAAUUUGAUUGAAAGUAUUCAGAGCACGAAACAAUGGGAGAAAUCGCGGAGAAGCCGCAACCACGACAGUCGCUCCUGUGACGACAACGACACUCGCCGAGCAAGGCUAUGUGGUUCUAACUGCGCGACAACUCUUCUUGGGCUUCGUCGCGUUCGCCGUCGCGGCCGUCGCUGUCGUCGCGCUCAUAAAGCGGAGAGCACGCAAAAAGGCCGUAGUCCGUAAUCGUCGAGGCAAUAUUCUGCAGGUAUUCCCUUCUUCUGUUCGCUUCAUGCUUUUCGAAACUUGGAGAGGUGCAAUUCUUUUCGACGAUUAAAUUGCAGAAAAGUUUUCCCUCUUUUUUUAAAGAACGUCGAUUUUUUGCUCGCGAAUGACAUUGGUAUAAAACACCCGUUGGCAGAAUCGUCACCUUAUUCUUACGCUCCAUCGAUAACGCAGAAAGUAAUGUGCGAUCGGAAAAAUAAGUCGAUAAUUAAAAAGAAAUCUAUAAAAAUGCAUGAAAAAGCUUCAUAUAACUGAUUUUUUUUUUUUUCCAGGAAAGAAAAAUUUCGACUAGUUAUUCAUAUGAUCAGUGGUCACUUAAAAUACUGAUUUUUUUUUCAGCAAGACUCCGAUGAAGACGACAUUCUCAUCAGCUCCAUGUACUCAUAG
Caenorhabditis auriculariae is the source of this 2670-nucleotide messenger RNA. Lineage: Eukaryota; Metazoa; Nematoda; Chromadorea; Rhabditida; Rhabditidae. The record is from the annotation of a GenBank genome assembly.